UCAUUUUAUCUCAACAUUUGUGUGAAAAGAACAAUUGUGUAAAGCAACUAUUUGAUAAGAGAUGGCAAGAAGAGUCUUGGGUGCUUAUAUGGGAGAUGCCACUGUGGCUACUCUAUUUAGUAUUAAGAUGUUGUUCUAUCUUACUAUAAUUGGAUUCUCUAUAACUAUAUUGGCACUUAUGGGAAGGAAUUCGGACGGUAUUUGGAUACAUAGUGUACCACCUGCUGACGAAUAUUGUGCAUACAAGUCAUCCUUGCAAGUGAACCUGCAGGGAAUUGCGUCAUAUUGUAAAUAUAUUGUUGCUGUGGCUGCCAUUGGUCUGGUUAUUUCAUUCCUUGAAUUUUGCUACAGCUUCUUGGGCAUAUUCUUUAAAUGGCAACAAAAGUUAUGGUAUAUUGAAGGUGCCAUCAACUUCUUCUUCUGGGCUUGGUGGUUGGUUGGUGCCAUAGUUGCCACAGCUGCGAGACCUUCUACUGGAAUGCUGAACCUCCACAACAAUAGAACAGAAGUUAACGCAGUAGAAGCUCUGUUAUGGGGCAAUAUGUGUCUAUAUUUCUUUAAUGUGUUCCUGGUAUUCUUUAUCUACUGGGUUGGUGAGACGGGUGGAUGGAUACCAACUGUUGCAGAUUAUCGUGUUUUGACUUCUUUGGAAAAGGAUCAAACUUUAUCAAAAGGAGCUGACUUACAUCAGGAAACUGCGUAGAAGAAAUGUGUGACUAGAGAUAAUGAAUGUAAAGGUUGUCAUAUAGUAUGAGUUAUAGUGAUUUGAGUACAUUUGUUCGCUUUACGUCUCUGUGAGUGACCACUCCUCGAUGUAGUGUGAAUUCCUCAUAGAGAACGAAAUAAAUUUGUUGG
Molecule: messenger RNA, 855 nt
Organism: Galdieria sulphuraria
Lineage: Eukaryota; Rhodophyta; Bangiophyceae; Galdieriales; Galdieriaceae
Exons: 2
Coding region: 62-703 (213 amino acids)
Source: RefSeq, a predicted model, not a curated record